UUUUCCUCUCCACCAUACCGUGCUUUUCCUGUUCCUCUCCUCACCUAUCUCUGUUCUGAUCUCCAAAGUUUCAACCCGACUCAAUGCGGCUAUAAACUCUCUCGUAGUCUUCCGCCGCAGUACCCUAGAGCCGCCGCCACAGUGCUGUAGCUUAGCGUCACCGCCGACGCCUCACCACCAACCCAUCCGCCUCUCGCGCGCGUCGCCGCCAUCGCCGUUCCCACUUCGACAUUGGUUUUUGAGCAGGUUCGUGGAAUGGGAUCAAAAUCUGUGGACGAAGUGCUUGAUGCCGCCGCUGCCGGGGUUCACUACUCAGCAUUCCGUUUAGAAGAGCUGAACCUCCAAGCCUCUUUGUCCGGGGUGGAACAACCAACCACAUCAGGCCUGGAGAAUGGGCACCAGGAGCCAUUUGUCAUUGGUGUUGCUGGGGGUGCAUCCUCAGGUAAAAGUACCGUAUGCAAGAUGAUCAUUGAUCAGCUGCGUGAUCAGCGUGGCGUCGUUGUUGUGACCCAGGAGUCUUUUUAUUAUGGACUAUCUGAUGAGGAAUUGGUCCAUGUUCAUGAUUAUAACUUCGACCAUCCAGAUGCGUUUGAUACGGAUUUGCUGCUCUCUUGUAUAGAAAAUUUGAAACACGGCAAAGCUGUUGAUAUUCCUAAUUAUAGCUUUAAAACAUAUAAGAGUGCCCCGAGCGAAAGGAAGGUUGAUCCUUCAGAUGUUAUUAUUCUGGUAGGAAUUCUAGUUUUCCAUGAUUCGCGUGUCCGUGAUUUGAUGAACAUGAAGAUCUUUGUUGAUACAGAUGCUGAUGUGCGAUUAACAAGGAGGAUCCGUCGUGACACCAUUGAGAAGGGCAGAGAUAUCAAAACUGUAUUAGAUCAGUACUCGAAAUUCGUUAAGCCUGCCUUUGACGACUUUAUCCUCCCAACGAAGAAGUAUGCUGAUAUUAUCAUCCCACGAGGCGGAGAUAACAAUGUGGCAAUUGAUCUAAUCGUUCAGCAUAUUCGCACUAAGCUUGGUCAACACGAUCUAUGCAAAAUACACCCCAAUUUGUAUGUCAUCCAAACUACUUAUCAGAUACGAGGCAUGCACACAAUAAUACGAGAUGCUGCCACAACAACACAUGAUUUUAUAUUUUAUGCUGAUCGGUUGAUUCGAUUGGUUGUUGAGCAUGGCCUUGGUCAUCUUCCUUUCCAAGAAAAGCAGGUCAUAACUCCGACUGGAUCAGUUUACACUGGUGUGGAGUUCUCUAAAAGGUUGUGUGGUAUCUCAGUGAUAAGGAGUGGCGAAAGUAUGGAGAAUGCACUGCGGGCAUGCUGUAAAGGUAUAAAGAUCGGGAAGAUUCUUAUUCAUAGGGAGGGAGAUAAUGGGCAACAGCUCAUCUAUCACAAUUUGCCAAAAGAUAUUGCAAACAGACAUGUUCUGUUGUUAGACCCCAUACUGGGAACAGGAAAUUCAGCUGUUCAAGCUAUAUCCCUGCUCUUGAAGAAGGGUGUCCAGGAAGCAAAUAUUAUCUUCCUUAAUCUUAUAUCAGCUCCCCAAGGGGUACACGUAGUCAGCAAGAAAUUUCCGAGACUCAAGAUUGUGACAUCAGAAAUUGAGUUUGGUCUAAAUGACGAUUUCCGCGUCGUCCCUGGGAUGGGUGAGUUUGGAGACAGGUACUUUGGAACAGAUGAUUAUGAGUCAUCGACACCAUUCUUCUGCGAUGACAAAAAUCGCGUGAGGCUUUUGUGAGCAUUUGCCCAGACACACCAAGCCUUGGCUGUGGCAUCAUCACCAUUUUUCUCCUGCGAAUUCACCUUGUAAACUCUCAGAUCCCACAUAUUGAUGUAUUCCUUGUCAGAAAAAUAUGUACCAUGGAACUUUACAAACAGAAUAUGUCUCACAGCAUAAUUGGAGCAAAUCCUUUUUUU
Molecule: messenger RNA, 1907 nt
Organism: Lolium rigidum
Lineage: Eukaryota; Viridiplantae; Streptophyta; Magnoliopsida; Poales; Poaceae
Product: uridine kinase-like protein 3
Exons: 16
Coding region: 256-1728 (490 amino acids)
Cellular component (GO): cytoplasm
Molecular function (GO): kinase activity; ATP binding
Source: RefSeq, a predicted model, not a curated record